AUGGCAAAGUGGUAUCACAUGGUUGUAUUUUCUCCUGUGGUGUCUGUGUGGAGCGUGCCACACAUCCACUCCACAACAACGACGGCUUUCGCUUGCAUCUUCCAGUGUUUCUUCUGUCAGCAAGUUCAGCAGAGCUGCAACUCGUCUAGCGCCAGCCCAGAGGAACCCAGUGAGGAGCAUCACGACUGUGAGAUGGUAAAAAUGACAAAGUCCAAGACCUUCCAGGCCUACCUGCCCAACUGUCACCGAACCUACAGCUGCAUCCACUGCCGGGCACAUCUCGCCAAUCACGAUGAGCUCAUCUCAAAGGUUGUAUUUUCUCCUGUGGUGUCUGUGUGGAGCGUGCCACACAUCCACUCCACAACAACGACGGCUUUUGCUUGCAUCUUCCAGUGUUUCUUCUGUCAGCAAGUUCAGCAGAGCUGCAACUCGUCUAGCGCCAGCCCAGAGGAACCCAGUGAGGAGCAUCACGACUGUGAGAUGGUAAAAAUGACAAAGUCCAAGACCUUCCAGGCCUACCUGCCCAACUGUCACCGAACCUACAGCUGCAUCCACUGCCGGGCACAUCUCGCCAAUCACGAUGAGCUCAUCUCAAAGGGCACAGGAGGCACGUGCCACUCUCCCAGAUGGCUAAGCUGUUAACUCUACUGCAAGAGAUGAUCCAUUUCCCAAUAUGCACAGCACCUGUCAGGAUCAGUCGAACCCUCUUGUAGUUCAGACACUGAGAACAGGUGGUUUGGUUUACCUGUUUGCAAACUGGUUGUUGAUUUCUGGUUAGU
Molecule: messenger RNA, 779 nt
Organism: Sinocyclocheilus anshuiensis
Lineage: Eukaryota; Metazoa; Chordata; Actinopteri; Cypriniformes; Cyprinidae
Exons: 5
Coding region: 1-642 (213 amino acids)
Source: RefSeq, a predicted model, not a curated record